Molecule: messenger RNA, 330 nt
Organism: Funneliformis mosseae
Lineage: Eukaryota; Fungi; Glomeromycota; Glomeromycetes; Glomerales; Glomeraceae
Source: the annotation of a GenBank genome assembly
AUGAAUCGUGAUCCAACAGUACUAGCAAGAGCAAAAAUUUCCGCAGAGGUAUUAGGUGAAAUCAUCAAUAAUUUGAUGGAACAGUUUUCAUAUAAAACCAUGCUUUUUAUGGUUGCAAUUGUUCUAGCCAUUUUUGUAUCUCGAGCUUUGGUCGAUAUGAUCAAGACACGCUUAUUUAAUAACCAUUCCCUUCCAGAAUCACCUCAUCCUAGAAUGCAUUCAAUACCUAUUUCUCCUGAGCAUAUGACGCCAAUACACCAUAUGUCACCAGGAAGUCCACAGACCCCUCAGCAAAACAAUGUUGGAGUUUAUUAUGUGUUAAAACAUUGA